Messenger RNA from Penicillium malachiteum, 681 nucleotides. RefSeq lists its product as uncharacterized. The record is from RefSeq and is a predicted model, not a curated record. The transcript is spliced from 2 exons. Gene Ontology annotation, biological process: DNA repair. Lineage: Eukaryota; Fungi; Ascomycota; Eurotiomycetes; Eurotiales; Aspergillaceae. Bases 1 to 681 code for a protein of 226 amino acids. Gene Ontology annotation, molecular function: catalytic activity.
AUGGUUUCAUCUGAUGAGGCCCAUGACGGGUAUUAUGAAGACGAUAUUUCGUCUUCUAGUAUUCAUUCUGUGACUACUGAGUAUGGCCAGCGACCAUUGACUGGGACCUUAUUUGAUAAACAGGAUCAUUUGGAUGCUGCUCCUGAUACGGUACUUGCAAUGGUGCUAGAUGUGAUGGUCAAGUCACGACCAAUUUCCCAUGAUCUGAGUCGCAGAGCUCUGGCUCAUCUGAUUGAAGAGGGGUACCAUCAUAUUGAUAUACUCUCUAGCACAACAUGGGAGGAACGCACGAAUGUGUUAAGAGAAGGAGGGUAUAACCGAUACCGAGAACAAUGCGCAACCAAUCUUGGUACCCUGGCGAACAUGGUGUCCAAGGGUUAUGAUGGCGACCUCAACAAUUUACUUCAUGCUGCACACGGCGAUCGAGAAAAAGUCCGGGAAUUGAUGAAGGAGAUCAAAGGUGUUGGAGAUCUGGGAGUGGAACUGUUUUUCAACGACGUGCAGAGUAUCUGGCCAUCAAUAGCACCAUUUCUGGAUUCACGCAGCUUGAAGACGGCCGAUGAGAUUGGAAUAGGCAGAGAUUUAGAUGCUAUCUAUGGCGCUCUGGGGCGAGAACCUGAGGAUAUGACUCGGCUGGCAAACGGCUUAUCAAAAGUACGCCUUGAGAAGAAACAAGUUUAA